GCUCCUCCAGUGUGUGGCUGGGUUGCCUACUCGAGUAUAUGGGGAAUUUCAUUUUACGCUGUAGUUUCCAACAUGGCGUCGAAGGCAAUCAAGUUUUCCCCAGCAUUGAAAGAAUUGCGAAUUCAUUUGUGUCAAAAGUCAGAGGCUAGUCAGGGUGUUCGUGACUUCAUUGAAAAGUACUAUGUAUCCAUCAAGCAGCAAAAUCCCAAGUUUCCCAUUCUGAUCCGUGAAUGCAGUGGGGUGCAGCCACGUCUUUGGGCUCGAUAUGAUGGUGGUCGGGAAAGCAGCAUUCCUUUAACUAAGUUAAAAGCUGACGAAGUCCUCCAGAAUGUGUCUUUAGUGUCCAAACAUGCCUAGUUGGUAAACUCUCAGAGCAGAAUAUUUACUCUUGUACAUAACUGUAAUUGACCAUGUGAAAAAUUUGGUCAUUGUGUCUUUAAAAAUAAAUAAACACUGUUAGUUGUU
Messenger RNA from Thrips palmi, 465 nucleotides. It is a transcript of the gene ND-B8, whose product is annotated as NADH dehydrogenase [ubiquinone] 1 alpha subcomplex subunit 2. The transcript is spliced from 3 exons. Bases 73 to 357 code for a protein of 94 amino acids. NCBI's taxonomy places the organism in Eukaryota, Metazoa, Arthropoda, Insecta, Thysanoptera, Thripidae. The record is from RefSeq and is a predicted model, not a curated record.